Xiphias gladius (swordfish) is the source of this 2013-nucleotide messenger RNA. Its product is annotated as insulinoma-associated protein 2. The record is from RefSeq and is a predicted model, not a curated record. The transcript has a single exon. Lineage: Eukaryota; Metazoa; Chordata; Actinopteri; Istiophoriformes; Xiphiidae. Gene Ontology annotation, biological process: neuron differentiation; regulation of cell cycle process; negative regulation of transcription by RNA polymerase II. Gene Ontology annotation, molecular function: RNA polymerase II cis-regulatory region sequence-specific DNA binding; DNA-binding transcription repressor activity, RNA polymerase II-specific. The coding region runs from base 1 to 2013 and encodes 670 amino acids. Gene Ontology annotation, cellular component: transcription repressor complex; nucleus.
AUGCCUCGAGGAUUUCUGGUGAAGAGAAACCGGCGAUGCUCGGCGUCGUACCGGCCGCGCAACAACGCCGGCAGCAGAGCCGCAGCACGCGACGGCGACAGGGACGGCGGCGACCACUCGGAGGCGGCGAGGGGCAACGGCGUGUCGAGGGUCUUCCCGUUGGAACGGCCCGACGGGCUGCUGCCGGGCCCCCGCGAGGACCCCGCCGUCGUCCGGGAGGCGUGGAGCCCGCACGUGGAGUCCGCGCUGGAGGCGGAGGCGGACCGGCGCGCGCAGUUACCGGAGAGCGAGGAGCAGGUGAGCGAGGUGGACGUUGUGACUCCGGACGGCGAUUUCGCCCGCUUCUUCGCGCCUCCUCCGCCGGCACGCGACUUGGCAAUCACCGAGUCUUGCAGCCCCGUGAAACCGGUCGGCACGCGACUGCUGGAGCGGCGCGAGGACGGAGAGACGCAACCGCUGUUCCCCGGCAGGUGCCUGACGUCAUCCCCGGUGUCGGAGCUACCGGCGGAGUUACCGGAGCUGCCGUUCCUGGUGAGCUCCACGCCAACCUCGGUGUCCGCUUCUAUCGAGAGGCUCCUCGCGAGCGGCAGCCGCCACCACGCGCCAGCCUACGGCCACAAAGACAAAUACGACCCGAAUAUGACUCACCUGCACCUGUUCCCGCCACUAACACUGAUGAACCAGGAGCAGUAUCACGCAGCGAGGAAACGCUCGUUCCUUGAACCGGACCAGCGCUUGAACGGCAACAGACACCACAAACAGUCCGCGGGCGGCCAGUCAAAGAAACCCAAGGUCAACCGGAAACUUAACUUCGAGGAUGAGGUCACGACCUCGCCGGUUUUGGGUCUGCGGAUCAAGAAGGAGAGCCCCGAGCUGCGGAGACAGCGCGAGAAGUCGUCGGCUCCCACCGGGAACCAGCCGCUGGGAGAAUUCAUCUGCCAGCUGUGUAAGGAGGAGUACCCCGACCCCUUCUCCCUCGCGCAGCACAAGUGCUCCCGCAUAGUGCGCGUGGAGUACCGGUGCCCCGAGUGCGAAAAAGUCUUCAGCUGCCCCGCCAACUUGGCCUCCCACCGCCGCUGGCACAAACCCCGCCCGGUGAACAACCACGGGGGGGAGGCUCCGACGAGCAAGAGCCAGCCGUUGAAGGAGGCACGGGGGCUCCUUCCGCACGAGAGGCAGCCGGUCGAGAUGGAGGGCAAAGAGAACGAGCUGCUGCGCAUCAACCCCAACCAGCACCACAGGGCGCUGGACAGCUCCCGCAUCAGGCGCGAACCGCCCCUGCUCCUGCUCCACGCGCGGUCCCGGGACAGCCCCGACGGCGACAGCCUGGCGCCUCCCCACUAUGACUCCCCGCCUCAUUACCGGAACCCGGGGGAGAGCUGUCUGGACCGGCAGCCACAGGUGAGAGCGGCGGACAGCCCACCGUCCGGCCUCCUCCUGCUGAACGGCAACCCAGACGAGCGCGGGGACCUGCCGCCGCCGCAGCAGCCGCAGCCGCAGCCGCCGUCACUCUCGCACCCUCCGUUGCCGUUUGUCCAGUCGUUACCGGAGGAGGAGACCUACGAGUGCCGGUACUGCGGGAAGAAAUUCCGCCGGCAGGCUUACCUCAGGAAGCACCUGGCCGCUCACGAGAUGACAGCGCGAGCGUCUCCGACCCAAUCGUCGUACGAGCAGGCGCGCGAGAGCGGCGGCGGGCAGAGCCAGGUGUUCCUGUGUCACCUGUGCGGCGCGCGCUUCCCGUCGGUUGAAAUCAGGGACAAGCACCGUCUGUGGCACGCGAUGAGGGACGAGCUACUGGCGGGAACGCUGGGAGGCGGACUCAGACCAGACGUGUUCCACGCGCACAGAGAAGAGAGCGGCGCCGGGGAAUGCGAGCAGCAGCAGCAGAUCUUCACGUGCAAGCACUGCCCGUCUACAUUCUUCAGCUCCCCGGGGCUCACGAGACACAUCAACAAGUCUCAUCCCACCGAGAACCGGCAGGUGAUGCUGCUGCAGAUGACCGUGAGACCGUAA